UACGGCAAAUUAAGAUGAGUGCUUGCGAACAAGUUGAGUCGUACGGUUUGUUAGUUAACGUUUAACGGAAAAACGUCGAAUGUUGUCGGUAUGAAAUAAGAAAAAAAUAAAAAAAAAUUAUACACAAAAAGGAAAUAAUAAUAAUAAAAAAAAAGAAACAACAACAGUGUAAUACAUACACGGCGGAAUACCCACACAAAAUAUACAACUUUACAAACGGGUCGAGUGACGGCUUACAAAAUAAAAAGUAGUGUGUGUCUGUGUUUUUUUAUUAUUAUUAAUAAAUAAAUUUAUUUAUUUGCUUGAUUGUCAAUUCAAUUUAUUAUAAAAAUUACAAUAUUUUCUUAAAGUGUAUACCAAAAAAAAAAUAUUGAAAAAAGAAGUUGGAAAAUUUAUUAAAAAAAAGUUUCUUUCAAAAUACAAAGUGCGUAACAUAGCGAAAGAAGAAGAAGAAGAAGCAGAAAAAAAGUAUGUGUAUUUUUUUCUUAUGUAUAGAAAAAUAAAAGAAGAGCAAAAUUGAAAACAACAAAAAAUACUCACACGCAUUAAUUUUUUUCAUUCCUACAUGAAAGUGUUUGUUUGUGUGUGUAUGUUUUAAUCGGCUGUACCCUUUUCUCAAAAUCGAUGUAAACACGAGACAAAAGUAAAUUACAGAAAAAAAAUUACAGUGUUUUUCUUUUUCAAAUAAUAAAUAAAUAAAAAGUAUUUGUAGGAAAAAAAAUACCGGUCGUGUUUUACUAAAAAAAAGAAAAUAAUACAUUAAACAGACAAGUCUAGCUUUUGCUUCCAUUUUUUUCUACGUUUUAAACAAAAAAUAAAUAUUUCUUGACGCGUUGUGUGCCGACAAAUUUAAUUAUUUUAUAUUAUUUAUAUGCCGCAACUAGUAUAAUAACCAACAAUAAAGUGCAAACAAGAAAAAAUUCCUAAAGAAAAUUAAAAAUCUAAAUAUUGAAAAAAAAAUAAUUAAACAAAUAAAUUGUGUAUAACUAAAAAAAAGGCAACAAAAAUAAACCACAACAACUACAACUCAAAUUUUUUUUGAAAAAAGCUUAAAAUUACGUGGCAUUGUUUUUCCCACUGAAGAAAAAUCGAAAUAAAGUGUGAAAAAUUCAAUCGAAUAGAAAAAUUUUGAUGAUAAUAAAUAAAAUCCUUUAAACACAAUUUAACUAAAAUUAUUUUGCAACUAAAACGUAAGACGUGUCUAUUAACAACAUUGGCAAUUUAUUUCCAACACAUUGUGGUCUAUGAAAGCAAAAAUUAUAUAGUAAAUAAUAUAUAAAUAUUAUAUAUUGUCUAUAUAAUCCAUAUUAAAUACAUAAGAAAAAUUACUAUUAUUAUCAUCAUCACACAACAAACAACUAAGAAAUAAACAACAUGUUGUCAACCACAACUGCUGCUACUAUAUCAUCCAAGAAAACAACCAGAACAACAACUAAAAUGAUGAUGAUGACCAAAUGUCAUCGUCCACAACGUUGUCAAAUACAAUACCAUAACGGUAGAUCAUCGUUGCCAUCAUCAUUGUUAUUAUCAUUAAAAUCAUCAUCAUUAUCGUCAUUAACAUCAUCACCAUCAUCCUUUUAUGGCCUUAACAAAUGGCUUUGGACUGCUGUACUAUUUGGAUUAUUAAUAGUAACUGCUAGUGCUAUAGAUGAGAAUUCUAAACUUUCACCAGCCUCAACAGUAUCAUCGAGUCUAUCACCGAGAGAUGAAAUUUACAUUGAUGAUGAAGGUCUUGAUGGCUCCGGACGUGGUGGGUUACACGAUGAUUAGAAAAAGAUCACGAUUUUUCUGGUUCCGGUUUUGGUCCCGAUGACGAGGAUUCCGAUAGUGAUUAUCAUCACAAUACGCAUAAACAUCAAACGGGUAAAUCAAUAUAAAUAAGAAUAUUAUGACAACGAUUUCAUAACCACAAGUAGAAAUAAUCAAAAUCAAAACAAUAUUCAUCAAACAUCAUCAAAUAGCGGCAUCAAUAAUAAUAACAAUAAUCAAGGGAAUACAGGCUUCAUCAGUUCCGGUGGUAGUUCGGCAACAAGUGGUAACACUGGCCUUAAUACAAUCG
This is a messenger RNA of Lucilia sericata (common green bottle fly), 2059 nucleotides long. Its product is annotated as syndecan-like. The record is from RefSeq and is a predicted model, not a curated record. Bases 1375 to 1770 code for a protein of 131 amino acids. Lineage: Eukaryota; Metazoa; Arthropoda; Insecta; Diptera; Calliphoridae. The transcript has 4 exons.